Messenger RNA from Brassica oleracea var. oleracea, 1513 nucleotides. Its product is annotated as xylosyltransferase 2-like. Gene Ontology annotation, cellular component: membrane. The transcript has 5 exons. Gene Ontology annotation, molecular function: glucuronosyltransferase activity. Lineage: Eukaryota; Viridiplantae; Streptophyta; Magnoliopsida; Brassicales; Brassicaceae. Bases 166 to 1431 code for a protein of 421 amino acids. The record is from RefSeq and is a predicted model, not a curated record.
GUAUUUUCUAAACAAAAGAGUUAUAUUUACAGUUUCAUUAAUAAAAGUCCUCAAAGACAAAUAAAUCUCAGGCUCCUCCUGGAUAGUGAAGUGUCCGGAGCUUUUAAGCAUUCUUGCGUCACGUCCACGACAAUCAAGAACCAGAUCCUAUGAAUAGGCUCUUCAAUGGCGUCUUCAAACUCAGAAAGGAGAUGGAUCUUCCCUCUAGCUAUGGCUUCCCUCAUGUUCAUAUUCCUCACAGCUGUAUCUUUCAACAUGGGUCUCCUCUCUUCCGUACGUUCCAUUAACUCACUCAUCUUCUCCUCAAAUAUUCUACCAACCACAAACGAAACAACCGUCACAUUCGCCGAGUCCAAGAUCAAGCAACAUCCUCCUCCUCCAGUACAGUCUAGUCCUCCUCGCUUUGGUUAUCUAGUUUCAGGGUCAAGAGGUGACUUGGAAAGCCUAUGGAGAGUUUUGAGAGCAUUGUACCAUCCGAGGAACCAAUACGUUGUUCAUCUCGAUCUCGAGUCUCCUGCUGAAGAGAGGCUUGAGCUAGCUAAACGUGUGAGGGAAGAUCCUGUUUUUAGCGACGUUGGGAAUGUUUACAUGAUCACAAAGGCUAAUCUUGUUACAUAUCGUGGACCAACUAUGGUGGCUAAUACGCUUCAUGCAUGUGCCAUUCUCUUGAAGCUGAGUAAAGAUUGGGAUUGGUUUAUAAAUCUCAGUGCCUCAGAUUAUCCUCUAGUGACUCAAGAUGAUCUUAUUCAUACAUUCGCUGGACUAGACCGGAACCUCAACUUCAUCGACCACUCUAGCAAACUUGGCUGGAAAGAAGAUAAACGAGCAAAGCCACUGAUCAUAGACCCGGGACUGUACUCAACAAAGAAGUCAGAUGUCUACUGGGUUACACCUCGUAGAACCAUGCCAACUGCAUUCAAACUAUUCACUGGUUCUGCUUGGAUGGUUUUGUCACGGUCCUUCAUAGAAUAUUGCAUUUGGGGAUGGGACAAUCUUCCACGGACUCUUCUAAUGUAUUACACCAACUUCCUCUCUACACCAGAAGGAUAUUUCCACACUGUGAUAUGCAACGCACCUGAGUAUUCAAACACGGUGGUCAACCAUGACCUGCAUUACAUCUCGUGGGACAAACCUCCCAAACAACAUCCUCGGACUCUCAACAUCAAUGACACCAAGAGGAUGAUUGCAAGCGGAGCUGCGUUUGCACGCAAGUUCAGACACAAUGAUCUCGCUCUGGACAAGAUUGAUAUAGAGCUGCUCGGUAGAGGUAACGGAAACUUCACGCCUGGUGGUUGGUGUGCAGGCGAGCCGAAAUGCUCCAGGGUUGGUGAUCCGUCGAGGAUCAAACCGGGUCCUGGUGCAAACCGGCUAGGUGCGCUUGUUAGCAGACUUAUUUGGUCAUCUAAACUGACUCAAAGGCAAUGUAGAUAAGCUCAAUGUGCUUGCAGCUUAAUGCUGUCGUUAGAGAUUUUUGUCACUAAUUUUGAAGCAAGAAUAAUAUAGCAACUCACUU